Molecule: messenger RNA, 1287 nt
Organism: Photinus pyralis (common eastern firefly)
Lineage: Eukaryota; Metazoa; Arthropoda; Insecta; Coleoptera; Lampyridae
Exons: 1
Coding region: 1-1287 (428 amino acids)
Molecular function (GO): nucleic acid binding
Source: RefSeq, a predicted model, not a curated record
AUGGCGACUCUCGAUAAGUUCAUAAAAGAGGCCACCGAAGUAAUGGCGGAAGCGAAGUUUGAUCUUCGAGGGUGGGAGCACACGAGUUUGAACGAACCUAAUACUCCCAGCGUUUCCGUGUUGGGUUUGAAAUGGCAUCGAGAGAAAGACGUAUUGACAGUUAACGGUUUUUCGAUCAAAGAAUUGAUCCAAUCGGAAAAGUUCCGUGUGACGAAACGACUCAUGUUAUCCAUCGCUCAGAAACUCUACGAUCCUAUAGGGUUUACCAGUCCCGUGACUCUAAGACCAAAAAUCCUGUUACAACAAUUAUGGGAAAAACAACUGCAAUGGGAUGAGGAAGUCGACGAGGUGACGAGAAAAGCGUUUAUGGAAUGGGCGGAAGAAUUACAAUACUUGGAAAGAAUUGAAAUACCACGGUGGAUUGGGUUCGAGUCGAAUACAUCGCAACCAUGGAGUCUGCAUGUAUUUACAGACGCGAGUAAAAAGGCCUAUGCCGCAGUGAUAUUUCUGCGCAUAGAGCAAGGAGGAGAGGUAAAAAUACAUCUCCUAGCCACAAAAUCGAGAGUCCCGCCUAUCAAACCAACUACCAUUCCUAGACUGGAACUCUUGGGCGCCACGAUCGGUGUUCGUUUGUGUGACACAGUUAAAAAAGACCUAAAAGGCGACGGAAAGUGUUUUUAUUGGACCGACUCCACUACCGUUCUUUCGUGGAUACGACGAAAAGAAGAAUGGACGGUUUUUGUGAGAAAUAGGGUCAAUGAAAUUCGUCAGAAUUCGGCGAUCGAUUCAUGGAGGCAUGUGCCAGGGCACUUAAAUCCGGCUGAUCUGCCUUCCCGAGGAUGCACACCGCAACAAUUGUGCGAAAAACGUUGGUGGGAGGGGCCAUCAUGGCUGGGGGCUGAGCCGGCGGAAUGGCCUUCGGAACCAGUCGCAUAUGACGAGAAUGAAAUCACUGCAGAGAGGACGAAAUCAACAGUAUCGAGCUUGCUGGUUACUGAGAACUUAGCUAGUUCAGAUUUUACGUUAUUUGAGGAUUUCGAGAGAAUAGUACGUCAAGUUGGGUGGAUGCUGCGUUUCAAAAAUAAUGUUAGAAAAAAAUUGAAGGAAAAGGCGGCAGAUCGACAAGUCGCUAAAAUCAAAGAACCAUUACCAUUGACGGUAAGGAUGGAAGCUCUUUCGGUGGAGGAACUACAAACGGCCGAAAACCUCAUUUUGAAAAUAAGCCAGAAGGAAUCGUUUGGAGAUCGAAAUGACGCUUUAAUGCCCGGUUUCUCCAACAAAAUAUAA